AAGCAGAUCAAUCAAUCGUACACUUCAAUAGGACAGCCAAUUGAAGAUAUAUUGAGAAAAAACACAAGUCACAUCAUGUCAUUAUCUGAUAAAGAAUUGUUUGAAUUAAAUAAAAAGGCGGUUACCGAAGGGUUUAAAAUUAAACCAAGAAUCAAUUAUAAUACCGUUGGUGGUGUCAAUGGACCAUUAGUUAUUUUGGAUAAUGUUAAGUUCCCUCGUUAUAAUGAAAUUGUUAACUUAACUUUACCAGAUGGUACUGUUAGAGCAGGUCAAGUUUUAGAAGUUAGAGGAUCCAAAGCUAUUGUUCAAGUUUUUGAAGGUACUUCGGGUAUUGAUGUUAAAAAGACUAGAGUUGAAUUCACUGGUCAAAACUUGAAAAUCCCAGUUUCUGAAGAUAUGUUGGGUCGUAUUUUUGAUGGUUCCGGUAGACCAAUUGAUAAAGGUCCAAAAAUUUUUGCUGAAGAUUAUUUGGAUAUCAAUGGUUCUCCAAUUAAUCCGUAUGCUCGUAUUUAUCCUGAAGAAAUGAUUUCUACUGGUAUUUCUGCUAUUGAUACUAUGAACUCUAUUGCUAGAGGUCAAAAAAUCCCUAUUUUCUCUGCCUCUGGUUUACCUCACAAUGAAAUUGCUGCUCAAAUUUGUAGACAAGCUGGUUUAGUUAGACCAACUAAAGAUGUUCAUGAUGGUCACGAAGAAAAUUUCUCCAUUGUCUUCGCUGCUAUGGGGGUUAAUUUAGAAACUUCAAGAUUUUUCAAACAAGAUUUCGAAGAAAAUGGUUCUUUAGAAAGAACCUCUUUAUUCUUAAAUUUGGCUAAUGAUCCUACAAUUGAAAGAAUUAUUACCCCUCGUUUAGCUUUAACUACUGCUGAAUAUUUAGCUUAUCAAACCGAAAGACACGUUUUAACCAUUUUAACUGAUAUGUCUUCUUAUGCUGAUGCUUUAAGAGAAGUUUCUGCCGCUAGAGAAGAAGUCCCAGGUAGAAGAGGUUAUCCUGGUUAUAUGUAUACCGAUUUGUCUACCAUUUAUGAAAGAGCCGGUAGAGUUGAAGGUAGAAAUGGUUCCAUUACUCAAAUUCCUAUCUUGACUAUGCCUAAUGAUGAUAUUACCCAUCCAAUUCCUGAUUUAACUGGUUAUAUUACUGAAGGUCAAAUUUCAGUUGAUCGUCAAUUAUAUAACAGAGGUAUUUAUCCACCAAUCAAUGUCUUACCUUCAUUAUCCCGUUUAAUGAAAUCGGCUAUUGGUGAAGGUAUGACUAGAAAAGAUCAUGGUGAUGUUUCUAAUCAAUUAUAUGCUAAAUAUGCCAUUGGUAGAGAUGCUGCUGCUAUGAAGGCUGUUGUUGGUGAAGAAGCUUUGUCAACUGAAGAUAAAUUAUCUUUAGAAUUCUUAGAAAAAUUCGAAAAGAAUUUCAUUUCCCAAGGUGCAUAUGAAAAUAGAAGUAUUUUCGAAUCUUUAGAUCAAGCCUGGUCUUUAUUAAGAAUUUAUCCAAAAGAAUUAUUAAAUAGAAUUAGUCCUAAAAUCAUUAACGAAUUUUAUGAAAGAUCAAGAGAACAAGAAGAUGAUGAUGAAGAGGAAGAAGAUGCUGAUAAAUCUCAUGAUAACUUAAUUGAUGCUUAA
Molecule: messenger RNA, 1611 nt
Organism: Hyphopichia burtonii NRRL Y-1933
Lineage: Eukaryota; Fungi; Ascomycota; Pichiomycetes; Serinales; Debaryomycetaceae
Gene: VMA2
Product: H(+)-transporting V1 sector ATPase subunit B
Exons: 1
Coding region: 76-1611 (511 amino acids)
Biological process (GO): ATP metabolic process; proton transmembrane transport
Cellular component (GO): proton-transporting V-type ATPase, V1 domain
Molecular function (GO): ATP binding; proton-transporting ATPase activity, rotational mechanism
Source: RefSeq, a predicted model, not a curated record